Molecule: messenger RNA, 1385 nt
Organism: Phalacrocorax carbo (great cormorant)
Lineage: Eukaryota; Metazoa; Chordata; Aves; Suliformes; Phalacrocoracidae
Source: RefSeq, a predicted model, not a curated record
UGAGGAAGGGGCGGGGCUCCGGCUGCGCCGCGCAUGCGCAGAGCGGCGGGAGGCGGGCGGCGCGAGGCAGCGGGGUUUGGGGGCCGCCGCGACCCUCCGCCCUCCCCCACCUCGGAGCGUGUGUGACCCCCCCCGUGUCCCCCCCCCGCCCGCCGCCCCCCAGAAUGCCGCGGGGGGUGCGGACGUGCCCCCUGGGGACGCGGGAGGUGCCGGGUGACCCCUACACCAUCCGGGUCCUCCAGGAAGGCUACAGCCGCCCCCAGCCCGACGGCAGCGUCCUCGCCGACGGCACCAUCACCCUCGUCUCGGGGGGUCCCGUCACCCUCUUGGUGGACACGGGGGGUCCGUGGAACCGCCGCCGCCUCGCGGAGCUGCUGGGCGAGCGGGGGCUGUCGCCGGGCGACGUCACCCACGUCGUCUGCACCCACGGCCACUCGGACCACGCGGGGAACAUCAACCUCUUCCCGUCGGCCACGCUGCUGGUGGGCUUCGACCUGUGCCGGGGCGAGGGGCGCUACCUGCCGCACCGGCUGCCCGAGGGGCGCCCGCUCCCCCUGGACGGGGGGCGCCUCCGGGUGACGCCGACGCCGGGCCACACGCGGGACCACGUCAGCGUGGCGGUGCGCGGCACCCGCCUGGGCGCGGCGUGGGUGGCGGGGGACCUCUUCGAGCGGGAGGGGGACGGCGGGGAGUGGAGGGCCUCGAGCCAAGACCCCGCGGCGCAGGAGCGGAGCCGGCGGCGGGUGGCGGCCGGCGCCGACGUCAUCGUGCCGGGGCACGGGGCCAUGUUCCGCGUCAUCCGGCGCGACGACGGCGACGGCGAUGAUGACGACGAUGACGACGACGAUGACGACGACGACUACGACUACGACGAUGGUGAUGGUGGUGGUGGUGGAGGGGAAGACGACGACGCCAGACGCGCCCCUGAGGGAGUUGGGGACCCUCAGAGGUGGCCCCGAGUCCUGAGGGACCCCCCAGAGGUGGCCCCAAACCCCGAGGGACCCCCCCAAAGGGGAGGGGGGACCCCCGGAGGUGGCCCCGAGUCCCAAGGGACCCCCCCAAGGGGGGAGGGGGGACCCCUGGAGGCGGCCCCCAAACCCUGAGGGACCCCCCAGGAUGUCCCUGAGUCCCAGGGGGGAGGGGGGACCCCCGGAGGUGGCCCCGAGUCCUGAGGGACCCCCCCAGAGGUGGCCCCAAACCCCGAGGGACCCCCCCAAAGGGGAGGGGGGACCCCCCCUGGAGGUGGCCCCGAGUCCCAAGGGACCCCCCCAAGGGGGGACAGGGGACCCCCAGAGUUGUCCCCGAGUCCCAGGGGGGAGGGGGGACCCCACAUCCUGAGCCCCCCCCCCCCAGCAUCGUGUGCCCAGGAAUGAUGUUUUCCUCAA